CACUUUUCAAAUCCACUUUAUUACCAAAACGAACAAAAGGAGAAUGAGGCUUAAAUUAAAUAAAUUAUGCAAAUAUCUCAAGAGAUAAGGUUCCCAGUCCUCCCUGGGAAUCAUAUCAUCACAGGUCAGUAUCACUAAGAACAUUAAAACGUGUUGAAAUUCUGGAUUAUUUCACUACUUUGCCUCCAUCCUUCCUGCUCCAACCAAGUCCAGAAGAGUGUUCUUUCCCAAAUAUUCAAGCAGAGAUGUUUUCUUCAGUGUCUUCCCUCUGCCCCACGUGUUUCAAUCUCGCCUCCACGGCGGGCCCUGUUCUCUCUGAGCCCCAACUCCAGGCCACUGGGCCAACAAUCCCCUUCAGUUCCGAGGCUGUUCUGGGGGUUAAGGGUAACUUCGUCAAGUUCUCAGGGGAUCUUGAUACUUGGUUCAAAGGGGGCUCUGACUUGGGAUGUCCUGAGGCUCCGUGACCUUCUCCCACCUCCUGGGCCUGAGCUAGACUUGGAAGGAGGUGGAGUAGGGGAGAGUGAGUUGUCAUUGGCUAAGGCUCUUGUCCUCCUGGAAUUUGGCACUUCGGGUGCUGGGCACGGUGAAUCCCAGAUAACAUUGUCUUUCGCCUUCCAAGUUUUGAGUUCCAUUGGCAGCCAGAUGGCAUAAUGAAUUCACAGAAAAGCAAUACUCAUGGGCCAAGAAUGUGUUGGCUCUUGGCCAGCACCCCCUCCUUUAACUCUAAGAAGACUUGUUAGCUGACCAGCUCACUCAACACACAGACACACAAUGCAGGUCUGGCUGAAGUUAGAAAUUGGGAUGUUUUCCUAGGCUGGGCCAGCCCAACCUGUUAGAGAAGGGGUCAUUAAGUUGAAGAAGCCUGAGAAAAGCAGAGACGAGAGGCCAGAAGAUUUUCUGUGCAUUUCCAUUGAAAUUUUACAAAACACUUACACAUGGAACCUAUUUAUUUUCAAGUCAACUGUGGGGUUCCUCUCAAUACCUCCUUGUAUAUAUGGAGAACUUAGCCCUUAUUUUCAUUUUCUUAGGAGAAGAUGGCCUCAGGUCUUAAGGGUCUUAAGGAAUCUUCCUGUGGAGGAAGACGCUAUCUGGAUCAGCCCCCUUCCACAUCUGCAUGCAGACAGGGGAUGCAGCGGAUCCUGGAGGACUUCCUCCCUUGCCUGCAGAAGAACCCCAUCGUGGCUCUGGGCCACAAGCAGGCUUUUUGGAAUAUGCUGGAGAUUCCAAGAGGGCCCAGAAAUCAGUCUGCCAGAUCUCUGAGGCUCCAGCACUAUUUUCUAAUCUGUUCCACCUGCCAUCAGCACUGUGAGAGAUGGAUUCAGAGGACCAUGGAGCUCAAUGUCAAAAAGAGUGGGAAGAGGCACAAAGAGAGACACUAUUUCUCAUAGACCCAAAGCCAGAUUUCUCCAAACCUAGUCAUCUGGUUUCUUUUAAUUCAGGGCAUUGGUGGGGUGGUGUUAAUUUCUAUGGGUCCUAUGGGGAUGGGGAUGGUUUUGUUUUGUUUUGUUUGUUUGUUUUUGAGACAGAGUCUCACUCUGUC
Cebus imitator (Panamanian white-faced capuchin) is the source of this 1540-nucleotide messenger RNA. RefSeq lists its product as uncharacterized. The coding region runs from base 1035 to 1388 and encodes 117 amino acids. The record is from RefSeq and is a predicted model, not a curated record. The transcript has 2 exons. Lineage: Eukaryota; Metazoa; Chordata; Mammalia; Primates; Cebidae.